ACAGAAGGAGGAAGGACAGCGGAGCCAACAGUCACAGCAGCCCUGACUACAGCAUUCCUGGAGCUCAAACUCCUCUACACAGAGGAAGACAGAGAAGACAGCAGAGACCAUGGGGCUCCCCUCAGCCCCUCCCUGCAGAGUGCAUAUCCCCUGGAAGGAGGUCCUGCUCACAGCCUCACUUCUAACCUUCUGGAACCCGCCCACCACUGCCCAGCUCACUAUUGAAUCCACGCCGUUCAAUGUUGCAGAGGGGAAGGAGGUUCUUCUACUCGCCCGCAAUCUGCCCCAGAAUCGUAUUGGUUACAGCUGGUACAAAGGGGAAAGAGUGGAUGGCAACCGUCUAAUCGUAGCAUAUGCAAUAGGAACUGCACAAGCUACCCCAGGGCCCGCAUACAGUGGUCGAGAGACAAUAUACCCCAAUGCAUCCCUGCUGAUCCAGAAUGUCACCCAGAAUGACACAGGAUCCUACACCCUACAAGUCAUAAAGUCAGAUCUUGUGAAUGAAGAAGCAACUGGACAGUUCCGUGUAUACCCGGAGCUGCCCAAGCCCUCCAUCACCAGCAACAACUCCAAACCCGUGGAGGACAAGGAUGUUGUAGCCUUCACCUGUGAACCUGAGGUUCAGGACACAACCUACCUGUGGUGGGUAAAUGGUCAAAGCCUCCCGGUCAGUCCCAGGCUGCAGCUGUCCAAUGGCAACAGGACCCUCACUCUACUCAGCGUCAAAAAGAAUGAUGCAGGAUCCUAUGAAUGUGAAAUACAGAACCCAGUGAGUGCCAACCGCAGUGACCCAGUCACCCUGAAUGUCCUCUAUGGUCCGGAUGCCCCCACCAUUUCCCCCUCAAAGGCCAAUUACCGUCCAGGGGAAAAUCUGAACCUCUCCUGCCACGCAGCCUCUAACCCACCUGCACAGUACUCUUGGUUUAUCAAUGGGACGUUCCAGCAAUCCACACAAGAGCUCUUUAUCCCCAACAUCACUGUGAAUAAUAGCGGAUCCUAUAUAUGCCAAGCCCAUAACUCAGCCACUGGCCUCAAUAGGACCACAGUCACGACGAUCACAGUCUCUGGAAGUGCCCCCGUCCUCUCAGCUGUGGCCACUGUCGGCAUCAUGAUUGGAGUGCUGGCCAGGGUGGCUCUGAUAUAGCAGCCCUGGUGUAUUUUUGGUAUUUCAGGAAGACUGGCAGAUUGGACCAGAUCCUGAAUUCUUCUAGCUCCUCCAAUCCCAUUUUAUCCCAUGGAACCACUAAAAACAAGGUCUGCUCUGUUCCAAGCCCUGUGUGCUGGAGAUGGACAACUCAAUGAAAAUUUAAAGGGAAAACCCUCAUGCCUGAGGUGUGUGCCACUCAGAGAAUUCACCUAACUAGAGACAGUCAAACUGCAAACCAUGGUGAGAAAUUCACGGCUUCACACUAUGGACAACUUUUCCCCAGAUGUCAAAACAAGACUCCUCAUCAUGAUAAGGCUCUUACCCGCUUUUAAUUUGUCCUUGCUUAUGCCUGACUCUUUCACUUGGCAGGAUAAUGCUGUCAUUAGUAUUUCACAAGAAGCAGCUUCAGAGGGUAACUUAACAGAGUGUCAGAUCUAUCUUGUCAAUCCCAACAUUUUACAUAAAAUAAGAGGACCUUUAGUCCACCCAAUGGUUGACAUUAGCAGCAUCUUUAACACAACUGUGUUCAAAUGUACAGUGGUCCUUUUCAGAGUUGGACUUCUAGACUCACCUGUUCUCACUACCUAUUUUAAUUUAACCCAGCCAUGCAAUGCCAAAUAAUAGAAUUGCUCCCUACCAGCUGAACAGGGAGGAGUCCGUGCAGUUUCUGACACUUCUUGUUGAACAUGGCUAAAUACAAUGGGUAUCACUGAGACUAAGCUGUAGAAAUUAACAAAUGUGCUGCUUGGUUAAAAUGGCUACACUCAUCUGGCUCAUUCUUUAUUAUAUUUUAGUUGGUUUGCAUCUUGCCUAAGGUGCAUAGUCCAACUCUUGGUAUUACCCUCCUAAUAAUCAUACUAGUAGUCAUACUCCCUGGUGUAGUGUAUUCUCUAAAAGCUUUAAAUGUUUGCAUGCAGCCAGCCAUCAAAUAGUGCAUGGUCUUUCUUUGGCUGGAAUUACAAAACUCAGAGAAAUGUGUCAUCAGGAGAACAUCAUAACCUAUGAAGGAUAAAAGCCCCAAAUGGUGGUAACUGAUAAUAGCACUAAUGCUUUAAGAUUUGGUCACACUCUCACCUAGGUGAGCGCAUAGAGCCAGUGGUGCUAAAUGCUACAUACUCCAACUGAAAUGUUAAGGAAGCAGAUAGAUCCAA
Molecule: messenger RNA, 2298 nt
Organism: Nomascus leucogenys (northern white-cheeked gibbon)
Lineage: Eukaryota; Metazoa; Chordata; Mammalia; Primates; Hylobatidae
Product: carcinoembryonic antigen-related cell adhesion molecule 6
Exons: 6
Coding region: 110-1144 (344 amino acids)
Biological process (GO): regulation of immune system process; signal transduction
Cellular component (GO): plasma membrane; cell surface
Molecular function (GO): protein tyrosine kinase binding
Source: RefSeq, a predicted model, not a curated record